GUUGCGGUAGCAGUAGCAGUAGUACGACUGCUACAAGUGAACGGGUACUCGCCUCGCUACGCUAGGAGGUUCUCAAAGUGUGGAUGUCGCCAGACACUGGAAUAAUUCUCGCUGACACUGCUUGCGUCGACUGUUAGAGGAAUGGCAACUGCCUUGUCAGAAGAGGAGUUCCAUCGGAUGCAGAUCCAGCUUCUGGAGUUACGCACCAGCAACUAUGAAUUUGAUAGCCAGUGUAAGCGCCAACAACGAGAGUUCUUAAAUUUAAAAGAGAAAUUUGAAGAAUGUGAUAAAGAUCUCCAGAGAGCCAACAAAGUGAUCAACAAAAGCAAGAAAGCAAAGGAUGUUGAGUUACUCAUCCAAGAGAAUGCAGGUUUACAAAGGAAGCUGCAAAGCCAGGAAGAUGAAUUUCGCUUACAGAACGAAACCCUUAUGCAGGAAUUAUCUCAUCUUGUUUCGUGCAAUGAAGAAUUAGAGAAACGACUCUCCUCUUCAAAAGAUAAACCCAGUGGCCCCGAUACCUCUUCAUUUAGUUCUGCCAUUAUUAAUGAUCUCGAAGAUGAAGUUCGACGAGUUCAAGCACAAAACUCAGCUCUGCAGAAAACUCUCAAAGCUUCCCAAGAGAAGUAUGACAAACAGAUAGCGUUUUACAAGCAACAACUGCAGUUGGGUAACUCCACUUCAAACAACAGUAGUCAUCAAGGAAAAUCAGAUGAUAACGACGAAGAGAAAAGAUCUGAAGAUUGUUCAAAUCAGAUAUCAAGUGAUUCAAGUAUUUCCCAGUCUGAAGCUUUAUCAAAUGAUAAAAACAAAAAUAUUUUACAAUCACCUUCAAAAGAAGAAUGUAUCCAAGAAUUAAGUGUGUUGAGAUUAAACUUAGAAACUGAACUUGAAGAAAAUCGAAUACUCAAAGAACAGCUUAACAGUUCCGAUAGAAAAUUCAGACAACAAAUAACAUCUUUCGAAGAUGAAAUUGAAAAAUUGUCGGAAAAAUUGAAAAGAAAACAAGAAAGCUAUGUUCAUUUACAAGAAGAGAAAGAAACGUAUUUCAAGGAGGCUGAAAAACGGCUUGAAGAGGUCCAGGCUGGUCGUGAUCGGGAAAAGAAGUAUUAUACAGAUGUGGUCAAUAAGCUGCAGGCUGAAAUGGAAUGUAAACAGCAGAUGCUGGAUGAAUUUCAGAAUUCGUCUUGUUCUAAAAUCAAAGAAUUAGAGAAUCAAAAUUUGGCCUUACAGCAAAUGAUCGAUGCCACAAGUAUUGUUAACAACCAGCAGCGUGAUGAAGUAGAAAUGGAAUACAAACAGCGAAUUAGUGUUCUGGAGAAACAACUAGCCAUGCAGGCCCAGCAGUUCGAUGACUUUAAAGUUCAACUACAGGAAGGUCAUCGCGCCAGUGAACACACCCUUGAACAAUUGUACGCUGCACAACAAGAACGAGACACACAAAUACAAUCUCUACAAGAAAUUAGUACGAUAGCAGAGAAACGCAAACGCCUCAUUGAUGAAAUGGCCAUAAAAUAUCAGAAAGAAUGCGAUUCUCACAGGGAAUUGGUACAUCAGAUGACACAGGAUCAUGAGGAAGAAGUGAAUAAGUUAGAAGAUUUAUUGUCUCAAGAACAGGAAAAUUGUUUGGAGUUGAAUAAAAUGCGCACAUUUGUUGAAGAGAUUCAGGGCCAGUUGGUAUCGUCUGAAGAGACAAAAGGUUGGCUGGAGCGGAGACUAAAUGAUGCAGAGGCUAAUUUGAACAGCAGCAAGCAGGAAUUUGAAUCAACACUCUUGGAUUCUCAAGAAAAAUAUCAACAGGAAAAAGGUGAACUGCUACAAAAGUUUGAGCAAGAUCUUGAGGAAUACAAACAGCAGGAGACUCUGUUGAAAGCUGAAGUUACUCAACGUGAUAAAUCUAUAGAAAAAUUACAACAGGAGAUUAAAGACAGCGUUGAUGAAAAGAAAAUCCAUGAGAAGAAAGGAUUAACUAUGUUGAAAGAUUUAAAACGCCAGCUGCAUACUGAAAGGAAAAGAGCUGAGAAAUUACAAGAAAGAUUGCAGGAAAUAUUAACGGAUCCUAAAAACAGACAAGGAGUUGAUGACUUAUUUAAGCCUGCUGAUAUUGGAGAUAAAGCUGAGAGCAGCUCUGUUUCUUCAUGGAGUGCUGGAGCCAGUGGAAUUGGUAACAAAGACUCUCCACAGUCUCCAAACCGAACUGGAACCCCUCCAAGUGAUUUCGAGUCCGAACAUGAUGAAUUAGUUAACCGUCUGGCUGCAUCACAGCAACAGAAAUGGACUUUAGAGGAGAAGGUUCAGCAUCUUGAAGAAAGUAAUGCCGCUAUGUGUGAAGACCUUUUGCAGAAGUCUGCCAUUAUUGAGUAUUAUGUAAUGGAUGGAAGAACAGAUGGUAUAGCAAGCCACCAUAAGUCUACUGAAGAGAAAUCGUCCCUGAAGAAAGUUCUGGAAUUGGUGAAUCGUGGAGAUGUGAAUAUGAAAGAAAUGAACCGCAAGUUACAGAGGAUGCUGGAAGAGACCUUGACCAAGAAUAUGCACCUGCAAAAGGACCUGGAGACUUUGUCCCAAGAAGUAGUCCGAUUAUCGAAAACCUCAUCUUUGGUUUCAUCACCGACGACAGAUUUGGGUGGUGACGCCAGUUUACCCCUCACCGAGCCAUCGUCACAUCUGAAUAGCUGUCCCAGUGCAAUAUUAGCCCAAUGAAGCUGAAAACCAUGUACACACACACACAAACACACACACACAAAAUUUCUUUCCUACUUUUACAAAUGUCAAAAUAUUUCAACACCAACCAACCAACCACACAUGUGUAUAUAUAUAAAUAUAUAUAGCAAAAACAACAGUAGCACCUCCCCCUAUUUUCUUUGUACAUACAUUUCAUAGAGUUUUGUUAUGUAUAUAUAUAUAUAAAACGUUCUGUACAUAUCGCUAGUGUGGAUAUUGCAUCAUAAUGUUAGCUGAUUACACCCCCACACACACACACACACACACGUUAUGUCUACAUUACAUGUUGGCAAAAAAAUUUACCUCUUUCUGUGUUACACACACACACACACACACACACACACACACACACACACACACUUCAAUAAUAUAUGUAGGUAUGUAUGUGUAUUAGCCUGUGCACACAUGUAUAUACAUACGCAUAUACAUACGUACAUACACACAUGUAUACAUACAUAUGUAUAUUACAUACGUACGUAUGUGAGAUGUAGCUAAGUUUAUAAAUCUCAGGAGAAUCUUCCAUUCAAUUGGAGUAGUAGUAGUAAUAAUAAUAAUAAUAAUAAUAAUAAUAAGUGGGGGAGCAUCAUAGCCAUGUGUUAAGAGGAAUUCUUUGGGGUUUGAAUAAUUCACUUUUGGAAACAUGGGUGUUUUGCUCAACAUCCUUAAACAAACCUUAUUCAGGGACCUUUUGAGCAGGAUGGGCUACUCGACCUGAAGAAGAUUCCAACUGGGCUCCAUCUGUAAGGUCCUGCGCUGUUUAUCAUGAUAUGAGAUCACCAUGUCGCGCACAUAUGGUUGUGAUGCAUGAGCCUCGUCUACCCUUAUCAGAUGGGUAGUCGUGAUGGGUAUACUGGGCUUCGUAUAUUUUACCUCAGUGUCACUUUGAUGGCAUUCACUGCUCUCUCACUCAAUAAUAAUAAUAAUAAUAAUGAGCCAUUAAGGUAUUUUUCUGUUUGAGCCAAAAUCUAAGGAUAUUGUUUACUGAAAGUAUUAUUGAGCACCGUCUCCAUAUCUCGUCAGGCUGUGAAGCAGCUCUGUUGGUGUUUCGGCCCCUUCCGCUGUGACACAUGAGCUGCUUGGGGGCCACCCAGCAAUGUAAACAAGAAGACUCCUAUAUAACAGCUUGAACUUUGUUGAGUCAGGUGUUGUGACUCUGGGCCAGAUGUUUCCCCCCAUCCUCAGUUGUCCAGUCUUGUUGCUCCACCUGUCCUUUCUCUCUCGAACUAGAUUUAAUGGUUAGCUUUCUCAGUAGCUUCCUAUGGUGAAAGACUAAACAAAGUGUAGGUGUUAGCUAAAUUAGGUUAGAGGUCAACAACCAUUCCAUUCUUGAAACCUUCAUGACAUUAAAAUGUCUGCUACUGGCCGAAUCAUUACUGAACCAAAAAAAUGUAUUUUGGUUGCUUAGAGAACUGAUUCAAGAUUUUACUAAAUCUCCUCAUUUCAUCAAUUUUAGCUGGGAUUUUCCAAACAUCUUAGAUUAUUAGACUUAUAUAAAGAUACCUUUUAGAUGAUGUCUUGGCGUCGUAAAUGGUUUGUCAUUCUCUUUUUUGACCUCCACCUCCCCAACAUUUUCUUGUUGUAUUCUCUUUAGAUGACACAUUUUUCUAAACAUCUCUCGUACUUUAAUUUGAGAGUGAACUCUAAUGUUCUGACACUUGGUUACAUGAUGUACUUUGGUGAUUGAUAAAAGGAAAAUAAAUAAAUAAAACGAGCAAAUGACAAAACGUCAUCUUUUAUAAAACUUCUUGGGAAAUAAGAAAUCCUAACUCCUUUCAUUUCCAAUUAUUGUUUCUGUAGCCAGAUUGAAAUGUCUGAAGAAUUUGUUAUUAGUUGCUCUGUGUCCAUUGUUGCUCUACUUAGUUGAUUGGAAGUCAUUCACUCCACCACUCAUUCAAGUCCGUGGUGAUCCUUUCAACCAAACGUUGUUGAUCCAUUAACCUAUUUUAGACAUAAUAAUUAUUGUUGUACAAAUGUGUUUGUUAUGAAGAAAUUAAACUUGCUAUUUAAUUUGA
Messenger RNA from Octopus bimaculoides (California two-spot octopus), 4730 nucleotides. RefSeq names its product GRIP1-associated protein 1. The record is from RefSeq and is a predicted model, not a curated record. NCBI's taxonomy places the organism in Eukaryota, Metazoa, Mollusca, Cephalopoda, Octopoda, Octopodidae.